Gadus macrocephalus (Pacific cod) is the source of this 7606-nucleotide messenger RNA. It is a transcript of the gene asxl2, whose product is annotated as ASXL transcriptional regulator 2. The coding region runs from base 297 to 4415 and encodes 1372 amino acids. The record is from RefSeq and is a predicted model, not a curated record. NCBI's taxonomy places the organism in Eukaryota, Metazoa, Chordata, Actinopteri, Gadiformes, Gadidae. Gene Ontology annotation, cellular component: PR-DUB complex. Gene Ontology annotation, molecular function: DNA binding; chromatin binding; peroxisome proliferator activated receptor binding. Gene Ontology annotation, biological process: positive regulation of transcription by RNA polymerase II; animal organ morphogenesis. The transcript is spliced from 12 exons.
GACCCUCCGUACAGUAAAAUGACGUCCCUCCCAGAGUCCCAUGACCGGCCAUACAGUAAGACGUCACAUGACCCUCCGUACAGUAAUAUGACGUCACAUGACCCUCCGUACAGUAAGAUGACGUCUCUCCAAGAGUCACAUGACCCUCCGUACAGUAAGAUGACGUCUCUCCCAGAGUCACAUGACCGCCGUACAGUAGGUCCAACAUGGCAGACGGAGAGCGGGUCCUCCGCGGUAACUAAAGCAACACUUCAAACCCGCCGACACACACAUUAGAACAACACAAGACCGCAGCGAUGAGGGAAAGGCUGAAGAAAAAGAAGGGCAGGACGUGGGCGGAAGCCGCUAAAACGGUUCUGGAGAAGUAUCCCAACACACCAAUGAGCCAUAAAGAGAUCUUGCAGGUGAUCCAAAGAGAGAGGCUUAAAGAAAUAAGUGGAACUUCGCCGCUGGCAUGUCUGAACGCCAUGCUCCAUACCAACUCCCGGGGAGACGAGGGCAUCUUCUACAAAGUUCCUGGCAGAAUGGGCGUCUACACACUUAAGAAGGAAGGCUCGGACGGGGUCAAGAAGCUGUCGGGGGAGGUGCACGAGGAGGACGAGGAGGAGGAGGAGGAGGACGGGUCUGAGGAGAGCAGUGAGGACCUCUCGGACUCGCCCAGCAGUGAGAACAGCAGCAAGGUGCUGAGCCAGGAGUGCGACGGCGGCAGGUGGCGACGCAGAGUUCCUACCAAGCUGGAGCCGCUGCCGCCCUCCUCCCCCCAGCCCCGCUGCUCCUCCCCUCUGGUCCCCGCCGCCAAACUCAUCUCCCCCUCGCAGAAACACGGCAAGAAGGCUCUGAAGCAGGCCCUGAAGCAGCAGAGGAGCCAGCGGCGCCAGGGGGGCGUGGCCUCCAGCCAGCGGCGCCAGGGGGGCGUGGCCUCUGGCCAGCGACUCAUCCUGAAGACGGUCAAAGACACGGCCGACAACAUCUCCCCCCAGACCGACCUGUGUCUCGGCCCAGGACCCAGGACCAUGGCGCAGAGAGGCAGCCGGCUGAGCCCACGGCAACUCAAGCGCACCAAGUGUGAAAUAGAUGUGGAGACGCCCGACUCCAUUCUGGUGAACACCAACCUGAGGGCCAUCAUCAACAAGCACACCCUGUCCGUGCUACCCCCCUCCUGCCAGCAGAGGCUGCUCAAGCUGCUGCCUACGGUCGACCAGCAGGCGUGUCUGGACGGCCUCCUGAAGGUCACCGGCUCGGCACUCAACAACGAGUUCUUCGCCUCGGCGGCCCAGUCCUGGAAGGAGCGUCUGUCUGAAGGUGAGUUCACUCCCGAGCUGCAGCUCCGGAUGAGGCAGGAGAUUGAGAAGGAGAAGAAGGUGGAGCGUUGGAAGGAGGCCUUCUUUGAGAACUACUAUGGAGAGAACUCCGGGCUGAGCUACGAGGAGGCGCAGAGGGAGCUGAUGGAGUCUGAUCAGGACCGGCCGCCCUGCCCUCCUCUUCCUCCUCCUCCUCUUCCUCCUCCUCCUCUUCCUCCUCAUCACCAGCGCUCCUCUGAAGGACCUGUGGCCGAAGCAGCUGAGCCCCGGGACCCCGAGGACAGAGCAGGGGGGGCCCGGGGCCCCGAGGACAGCAGUCCCUGUCCUGUCCCAACCAGACCCCCAGACCAGUCCCCCAGACCCCCGCUGGCCAGCAGACCGCCGCCCGUCAUGUCGCCCAUGCGGACGCGGCGGGCGCGUCACGCGGAGGACCGCCGCCUCAGCCGCUUGGCCCCUCCCUCGGCCCCGCCCGCGUCGCCGGGGGAGACGGCCGUACUGCCGGGUCCGAGGCCGGCAGAGGACGGUCUGAAGCCUCUUGUGGCGGAGCGGGCCCCGGGGGAGGGGCCAGAGGAGAGAGCGGCCGCCCCCGAGCCCCCCGACAAGAGCAGCCCCCGACCCCCCAGGGCCCCCCCAGAGGCGGCGGGGCACCCCGGUCAGCCCGCAGGGCCCCUCCGUACCAAUCCCCCUGGGGCCCCAGAACCGGGGAAAAGGAAGUCCCCCAGUGAGCCAGAGGGGGAGAAGACCCCCGAGAAAAGACCCCGAACCUCCUCGCCCGCUCCAGCAGGCCCCGCCCCCUCUCCAGCAGGCCCCGCCCCCUCUCCAGCAGGCCCCGCCCCCUCUCCAGCAGGCCCCGCCCCCUCUCCAGCAGGCUCCUCCCCCUCUCCAGUAGCCUGCUCCACCUCUCCAGCAGGCCCCGCCCCCUCUCCAGCAGGCUCCUCCCCAGCAGGCCACGCCCCCUCUCCAGCAGGCCCCACCCCCUCUCCAGCAGGCCCCUCCCCCUCUCCCGCAGGCUCCUCCCCAACAGGCCCCGUCCCCUCUCCAGCAGGCCCCUCCCCCUCUCCCGCAGGCUCCUCCCCAACAGGCCCCGUCCCCUCUCCAGCAGGCCCCUCCCCCUCUACAGAAGGCCCCUCCUCCUCUCCAGCAGGCCACACCCCCUCUCCAGCAGGCCCCUCCCCCUCUCCAGCAGGCCCCACCCCCUCUCCAGCAGGCCCCUCCCCCUCUACAGAAGGCCCCUCCUCCUCUCCAGCAGGCCACACCCCCUCUCCAGCAGGCCCCACCCCCUCUCCAGCAGGCUCCUCCCCCUCUCCGAGGGCGUCGUCCACGGCGAGCCCCUCCAGGCCGUCUUCGAUGGCGCACCAGAAGGUUCCGCCGCUCAAGAUUCCCGUGUCCCGGAUCCUGCCUGUGCCCGUCUCCCCCGUCUCCCCCGUCUCCCCCGGCCCGGGGUCCCCCCGCCCCCCCCCGCCCCCCCUGGGCAGCCCGGGCCGUCCCGGGGCGCGCACGCUGGCUGACAUCAAGGCCAAGGCCCAGCUGGCCCGGGCGCAGCGCUCGGCGGCGGCGGUGGCGGCGGCGGCGGCCUCAGGGGCGGGGCCGACGCCCGGGGGGGCGGGGCUUGGAGCCGGAGCGAGUGUUAGCGGUGAGAAAACCCCCAAAGCGCCCCCCCUCAGUCCACCCUCUCCCCAUCCGGCCCCGCGGCCCACCCCGCCCGCCCCCCCCCACGGGACGGCCCUCCCCGGGGAGGUCCCGCCCCCCAGAGAGAGGGGUCCCGCGGCCCCGGGCCCCCACUGCCUCCAGAAGCCCCCCGAGGGGUCCCCACGGGGCAGGAAGGGGGCGGCGGAGCAGCCCGGCCCCUCCAGCGGCGUGGGGCCGCGGGUCAGCUCCUGCACCCCCGCCAACAACCCGCUGGUCACGCAGCUCCUCCAGGGGAAGGAGGUCCCCAUCGAGCAGAUCCUCCCCCGGCCCCACGCCGGGAGCAAGGGCAAGGCGUGGCACCCGGCGGGCCCCCCCCCCCGCCGGGGGGCCGUCCCCGAUCAGCGUCUCCACGGCGACGCCCCCGACCGGGAGACGCAGGAGCAGAUCCUGCAGGCGCUGAUGCAGAGGAAGGCGUCCCAGCGGGGGGGGGCGGUGGGCGGGCAGCCCGGGGACGGCCUGCCGCGGCCCCGCUUCUCCGUGGGCUGCCUCCACAGGAGGACGCCGCGGCCGGCCAUGACGGGGCACUACCUCCUCAACGUGGCCACGUACGGCCGCGGCCCCCAGAGCGGCCCGCGCCGGCCCCCCGCGGCCGGAGCCCCGCUGCGGGGGGCGGCGGACACACCGCAGGACGGGAAGGACGAGGACCUCCCGCCCCCGACGGCCGCCGCUAAGGAGGAGCAGCAGGGAUGCUCCGUCGCCAGGCAACAGGAACCCACCGCCGCCCAGCACCGCGGAACGGCCAAGAGCGAGGCCGGCCGGCGAGGCUGCGGACCGCCGGGCCAGGAGGCCAGCGCCACACCGGCCCCGCCCGAGGCCGGAGUCGCGCCCGAGGCCGGAGCCGCUCCCGAGGCCGGAGCCGCGCCCGAGGCCGGAGCCGCGCCCGAGGCCGGAGUCCCGCCCGGGGCCGGAGCCGCGCCCGAGGCCGGAGCCGCGCCCGAGGCCGGAGCCCCGCUCGAGGCCGGAGCCGCGGCGCGCAGCCCCUGGUCUCGGGCGGACCAGAGGAGCCUCCAGCGCGGCGACGGCCCUCAGGGGAGCCCGGAGCCGCGCCCCACAGCCCCGGACCUCAGCCAGCGGCCGAGCGCCGCCCAGACGCAGCGGAGCCCCGCCCACCGGGACCAGGACGCGGCGCUGGGGUCGCCCUACGGCGGCACCGUCGGCGCGUCCCCCCCCCCGCCGUCGGAGCGGUCGGGCGGCGGGGGGGUCCACGGCAGCGUGAUGUCGUUCUCGGUGACGGUCACCACCAUCCCGCCCGGGGAGCCCUCGACGGAGCAGAGCUUCAUGGAGGGGGGGGGCCUGGAGGAGGUGCAGUCCAGGUGCUACUGCCGCCUCAAGGCCAUGAUCAUGUGCACGGGCUGCGGAGCCUUCUGUCACGACGACUGCAUCGGGCCCUCCAAGCUGUGCGUCUCGUGCCUGGUGGUGCGCUGAGCCCGCAGUCUUCAUCGUCGGCCCCUUCCUCCUCCUCAUCGGUCGAUACGCGUUCCUUCGGUUUGCUUCCAGUCGAGAGUUGGUUGGAGAAACGGAGACGUCCUUUGAAACGGAUCGGGCCCCAGUGAGCGCCCUGGGGCCCCAGUGAGCGCCCUGGGGGCCCAGUGAGCGCCCUGGGGCCCGUAGGAGGCUCGGCGAUGGCCCUGGAGGGCCCGCUGUGUGGCAGAGGCGGCCCGGUGGGGCUGCGGCCGCCCUUUGGUUCAAUCAGCAGAUCUGGGAGGAAUAUGUCACCUGAGUGCAAUCUGGCAAUGUUUGCACUUGGCUAGGGUUAGUGUGGUAUAUAUAUAUUUUUAAAGAGACAUAAGUAUAGUUUUUAAAAGAGAACAAGGAGGGAAAAUAUAAUAUUCUUGUUAUUUUUGUAGAAUACAAUGACGUUAUGUGUGGUAGACAAACACUUUUUAUCGUGCGGCCUGAAUGGAUUGAAAAAAAGGGCAAACAUAAUGGUUCAUAGUAGACGACCAGGCAGGGAAUGAGAACUCUCCCAAUCUGUUUUAGAGAACAGCACUGUACGCCGCGUGCAGUAAAUAUAGCACUCCGAUUUUACAAAAACAGAUAUAUAGCAGCUAUACUUCGAUACUUCCUCAAAUCUAUAACAUCAUUUUUUUCAACGAUACUUUUAACAAAAGGAGAAAUCAAAAACACGCACCCCCAUUACACCCCCAUUACACCCCCAUUACACCCAGCCCCCUUCGCACUUAACCUUAUUUCUUAGAAACAGUUACAGGAAGCAACAGUUCCUCACAAUGCAUUGAGUCGAGAAACACAAUCACAACAGCUGCGCCUUCGAUGUACAGCGCGUCACUCUGAGCUGGGGUCCAGCAGCUGUUCUGGGGGUCCACAGGAGCAAAGACGCCCAGCAGAAGAGCCACUCUGGUUGGUUCUUCAAUUUGUCUCCGAGGUCACAGACAGGCUUGUAAAUAUCGUUCCCCACAAUGCAUCGCUUCUCAUUGCUUCUCAAUUUUUAUUUAUUUUUUUAACGGAGAGAGAGUUCUAGCUGGGAGGGACAGUUUAAACACUCACUGUACGGAGAGAAAAUCAAUGGGUUUAUUGUCUUUUUACUUUUGCACUGUAAAUAUUUGCCGAUUUAUAUUCCUAACGUUGUAAUACUCCUGUAGUACACCUUGCUUCGUAUAUGCCAGGUUUUAUGACUGAAUUUAUGAAUGACUGAGUGCUGUGGAGAAAGAGAGAGAGAGAGGCCGUAUCAUAGAGUGAACGUAACAAGGAAGAGGUACUCAAAGACCCGCUUCAAAUACACUUUAAAGGAAGGCAAUUCAUUUUAGAGGCAUUUUGGUCAAAGCUGCUGAAAUUGUCUACAUCCCAACAAUAAAUCAGUUGUCCCGUUAAAAGAUACAAAAAUCCAAAAAGCUUGUACAAUCAUUUCUUAAUAACACCCAUCAAAUAUUCUGGGCAACACGCCAUUAUUGGCAAAAUAAUUUGUUAUGGAAGCAGGUGUGUGUGUGUGUGUGUGUGUGUUUACGCGUCUUAAUUGAAAAAUAAUAUAUGUUCUAUUUUUCAGUAGUUCGAGGUACGAAGCAGAUGAUUAAACAUAUAUUACUUCCAUGGUAACAUGCCAAAGUCACCUUAAGAAAACACGAUUAGAGCUUGUUUUCAACCUCUCACUAGCUAAACAAAGUUAAUAUAUUUUAAUUAAUAUAUUUGGAUAGAAAAUCUAUUUGCUUUUUUUUUAUUCACAGGGUAUGUACUAUAUAUGAAUAUCAGCUGUUGGUUAUUCCUGGGAUGUCGGUCUUGUGGACAAACCACCAUGAAGAGAGCAACUGUUUUUGCUUUUUCAAAUUGCCCAGGUAUAUAUUAUAUAUCUAUUAGUGCUGUCAAGCGAUUAAAAUAUUUAAUCACGAUUAAUCGCAUUAAUGCCAUAGUUAACUCGCGAUUAAUCGCAAUUCUUUUUUCUAUGCUAAAUAUCCCUUGAUUUUUUUGUCACAUUAAUUGUUCUCAUUUUAAUGCUCUUAUCAACAUGGAGAAGUGCAUCGGCUUGCCUUGUGCAAAUGGUUUUUUAUUGAUAACAACAUUGUCAUAUACUGAUCAAAACAGGACGAUACAAAAAAAAGCCUAUAGUGCGAUUAAAGGAUGAACAUACAAACAUACUGCCUUGAACAUAGCAGUCAGGCUACUGCUUCUUUGUUUUGAGCCAAAGAAAAAAAAACAAAGGUUUGCGCCGUUAAUAACGCGUUUAACUGACAGGCUGACAGCACUAAUAUCUAUAUAUUAUAUAUCUAUGCCGCAGGACCUGUUUUUCUAUAUCAUUUUCUCUGCCAUAGAGAAGUUGUCUGACGUUUGUAUUGAGUGCUCUAUGUUCUGGCUGCAUCAUUGAUACAAUAUGGAGGAAUUACCUUGUAAAAAACAAAUAUAUGUUUAUAUUAAACCCUUUUGAGCCCCUCUUGAGCUGAGCACAUUCAUCAGGUCAAUUUCACUCCAUUUUGAUAUUAAGAGAGACUCUGAGAUCUGUUAAAAUUAUAUUUAGCUAUCUUAUACAAUCCCAUCUCGUUUCAAUAUAUCAAUAGUAGUUCAAUUAAUGUUUGGAACCACAUUGAUAACAAUUAUUAUUUGGACUCCCAAACUGUCUGGGCAUAUAGUUAGCCAAACAUCGUUGGGACUUUUAUUUUGAUAGCAGAUAAUGUACCACGUAUGUGCUCAGUAGUUCAUUGAUCUAUAAAUAAGAGAAAAUAAAUGAGAACAGCAGCAUCUUAAGGCAGCUGAGACCUUCAACUUUGUGGAGCAUAGAAAUUUAAAUUAGACAAUAUGCCGUUGCCUUUCCCUUCAUUGUUUCUUUGUGUGUGUGUGUGUGUGUGUGUGUGUGUGUCUGUGUGUCUGUCUGUCUGUCUGUCUGUCUGUCUGUGUGUCUGUCUGUCUGUCUGUCUGUCUGUGUGGGUGUAAGUGUGUGUAAAACUGGUCAAUUGAAGUUUUGUGGUAAGAAACAUUUUGGCAAAAUUGUUUUUGUAAAAUAUCAUAAGAUUAUAAGUUGAUUUCUGUCCAUAAUCAUUUCUGCUGUUGAUGGACUGUUUUAAAGUUUCAAUUUAAAACACAGGUGAAUGUAAUAUAGUAAUCAGCACUUGUAAACAAAGUGUAUUUUAUCAAAAUAUAUAGACUUUUAUGAAUAAAUAACACAAACACCA